GGCUGAGCUCGCCCCUGCCGCCGCUCCAGAGCGGAGCAGCAGGCGGCGGGACCCGCGACCGAGCGCGGCGACGGCGAGCGCGACGUGGGCCCCGCACGAUCCGCGGGCGCUCCGCCUUCAGAGCAGCCCCCGCCGCCAGCCACCGCCCCCCGGCCGCCCCGGAGCCCCAGAGACGCGCAGCGGCGAGAGGACCCGGGCCGCGGGGAGCCGGGUCCCCGCACCCGAACGGAGAAACGGGCUGCUCGGCUCCAUCGCGGGGCCUGGGGCGGGGGGGGCACAGACCUGCGGAGCCUGCGGCCGGCGGAAGUCUUCUGGAUCCAAAUCUAAAAGAGGUCCCUUCAAACAGCAAGGAACACUUCUGGGCUCUCUUCAAGUGCUUCCACCAUUUUUAAAAAGAAUAUAUUGGUUCUUGGGUGGCUCUAGGAGGAGGAGGGAGAGUAAAUGAAGAGAAAGAAUUGAAAGAGCUCCUUUCAGAAGAAAAGGGAAGCAAGCUUGGCUGCAGACCCCAGUCUUAAAAAGCAGUGGCCCUGCCUGGGAGCAGGGUGGUGGCCAGGGCAAUGGUGGGAGCCCCGAAGAUGCCCCAUGGCUGCUGAGGGGGCUGCCCGGUCAGGGAGCAGAGUGGCGGGCAUGGUGUGCAGUCUCUGGGUCCUGGUGCUGGGGUCCUCAGUUCUGGCUCUGGAAGAGGUUCUGCUGGACACCACUGGAGAGACAUCUGAGAUUGGCUGGCUCACCUACCCGCCAGGUGGGUGGGAUGAAGUGAGCGUUCUAGACGACCAGCGACGCCUGACUCGGACCUUCGAGGCAUGUCACGUGGCAGGGGCUCCUCCGGGCACUGGGCAAGACAACUGGUUGCAGACACACUUCGUGGAGCGGCGCGGAGCGCAGAGGGCACACAUCCGACUGCACUUCUCCGUGCGCGCAUGUGCCAGCCUGGGCGUGGCCGGGGGCACCUGCCGAGAGACCUUCACCCUUUACUACCGCCAGGCCGAGGAGCCCGAUGGGCCCGACAGCGUCUCCGCCUGGCACCUCAAACGCUGGACCAAGGUGGACACCAUCGCCGCGGACGAGAGCUUCCCCGCCUCCUCGGCGUGGUCGGUAGCGCACGGGGCCGGGCAGCGCGCCGGGCUGCAGCUCAACGUCAAAGAGAGGAGCUUCGGCCCCCUCACCCAGCGAGGCUUCUACGUGGCCUUCCAGGACACGGGGGCCUGCCUGGCCCUCGUGGCGGUCAAGCUCUUCGCCUACACCUGCCCCUCCGUCCUCCGCGCCUUCGCCUCCUUCCCUGAGACGCAGGCCAGUGGGGCCGGGGGCGCCUCCCUGGUGGCAGCCGUGGGCACCUGUGUGGCUCACGCGGAGCCAGAAGAGGAUGGAGGCGGGGGCCAGGCGGGGGGUAGCCCUCCGAGGCUGCACUGCAAUGGGGAGGGCAAGUGGAUGGUAGCGGUUGGGGGCUGCCGGUGCCAGCCGGGGCACCAGCCCGCCCGCGGAGACAAGGCCUGCCAAGCCUGCCCGGAGGGGUCCUACAAGGCCUUGGCUGGGAACACACCCUGCUUACCGUGCCCCGCCCGCAGCCACGCCCCCAGUGCUGCGGCCCCUGUUUGUCCUUGCCUUGAGGGCUUCUACAGGGCCAGUUCAGACCCCCCAGAGACCCCCUGCACCGGCCCUCCAUCGGCUCCCCGGGAGCUUUGGUUCGAGGUACAAGGCUCAGUGCUCAUGCUGCACUGGCGCCUGCCUCAGGAGCUGGGGGGACGAGGGGACCUGCUCUUCAAUGUCGUGUGCAAGGAAUGUGGAGGCCACCGGGAUCCGGGCUCGGGCACCGGGGGUGCUUGUCGCCGCUGCAGGGAUGAGGUGCACUUCGACCCCCGCCAGAGGGGCCUGACUGAGAGCCGAGUGUUAGUUGGGGGGCUCCGGGCACAUGUGCCCUACAUCUUGGAGGUGCAGGCUGUGAACGGGGUGUCAGAGCUCAGCCCCGACCCUCCCCAAGCUGCCGCCAUCAACGUCAGCACCAGCCAUGCAGUUCCCUCUGCAGUCCCUGCCUUGCACCAGGUAAGCCGGGCAUCCAACAGCAUCACGGUGUCCUGGCCACAGCCAGACCAGACCAAUGGGAACAUCCUGGACUAUCAGCUCCGCUACUAUGACCAGGCAGAAGAUGAAUCCCACUCCUUCACCCUGACCAGCGAGACCAACACGGCCACCGUGACCCAGCUGAGUCCUGGCCACAUCUACGGCUUCCAAGUGCGGGCACGGACUGCCGCAGGUCACGGCCCCUAUGGGGGCAAGGUCUAUUUCCAGACUCUGCCUCAAGGUGAGCUGUCCACCCAGCUUCCAGAGAGACUCUCCUUGGUUAUUGGGUCCAUCCUGGGGGCCUUGGCCUUCCUUCUGCUGGCGGCCAUUACCGUGCUUGCUGUUGUCUUCCAGAGGAAGCGGCGUGGGACAGGCUACACAGAGCAACUGCAGCAGUACAGCAGUCCAGGUCUUGGGGUGAAGUAUUACAUCGACCCUUCCACAUACGAGGACCCCUGCCAGGCCAUCCGAGAGUUUACCAGGGAAGUGGAUCCUGCAUAUAUCAAGAUCGAGGAGGUCAUUGGGGCAGGCUCCUUUGGAGAAGUACGCAGGGGCCGCCUGCAGCCCCGGGGACGGCGGGAGCAGGCCGUGGCCAUCCAGGCCCUGUGGGCUGGAGGUGCGGAGAGCCUACAGAUGACCUUUCUAGGCCAGGCUGCAGUGUUGGGCCAGUUCCAGCACCCCAACAUCCUGCGGCUGGAGGGCGUGGUCACCAAGAGCCGGCCCCUCAUGGUGCUGACGGAACUCAUGGAGCUGGGCCCCCUGGACAGCUUCCUCAGGCAGCGGGAGGGCCAGUUCAGCAGCCUGCAACUGGUGGCCAUGCAGCGGGGAGUGGCCGCCGCCAUGCAGUACCUGUCCAGCUUCGCCUUCGUGCACCGCGCGCUCUCUGCCCACAGCGUGCUGGUGAAUAGCCACCUGGUGUGCAAAGUGGCUCGUCUUGGCCACAGUCCUCAGGGCCCAAGUUGUAUGCUUCGCUGGGCAGCCCCAGAAGUUAUUGCACACGGAAAACAUACCACCUCCAGUGACGUCUGGAGCUUUGGGAUAGUGAUGUGGGAAGUGAUGAGCUAUGGAGAGCGGCCCUACUGGGACAUGAGUGACCAGGAGGUGCUAAAUGCAAUAGAGCAGGAGUUCCGGCUUCCCCCGCCUCCAGGCUGUCCUCCUGGACUACACCUGCUUAUGCUAGACACUUGGCAGAAGGACCGUACCCAGCGGCCUCAUUUCGACCAUCUGGUGGCUGCAUUUGACAAGAUGAUCCGAAAACCAGACACUCUGCAGGCUGAUGGGGGCCCUGGGGACAGACCCUCCCAGGCCCUUCUGAACCCUGUGGCCCUGGACUUUCCUUCUCUGGACUCACCCCAGGCCUGGCUUUCGGCCAUCGGACUGGAGUGCUACCGAGACAACUUCUCCAAGUUUGGUCUCUGCACCUUCAGUGAUGUGGCUCAGCUCAACCUGGAAGACCUGCCCGCCCUGGGCAUCACGCUGGCCGGCCACCAGAAGAAGCUGUUGCACAAUAUCCAGCUCCUGCAGCAGCACCUGAGGGAGCUAGGCUCGGUGGAGGUCUGAGGUUGGGCGGGCGGCUGCGAGGGGACGAUGCCUAUGUCCCAGCCCCAGACACAGGCCCAAGGAAUGACAAGGAACACUAGAGCCCGUCUCCAUCUUGGCCUCGGCAAGAGGCGUCUGCCACACUACACCCCACCCUCUGGACGCUUCACUCCCUAGUCCUCUGCCCUCCUCCGCCCUCCCCUGCAUUAAAGGGAAAGAAGAAAUUUUGCAA
Messenger RNA from Mustela lutreola (European mink), 3829 nucleotides. RefSeq names its product EPH receptor B6 (gene EPHB6). The transcript has 19 exons. Gene Ontology annotation, cellular component: neuron projection; plasma membrane. Gene Ontology annotation, molecular function: ATP binding; protein binding; transmembrane-ephrin receptor activity. Gene Ontology annotation, biological process: axon guidance; protein phosphorylation; central nervous system projection neuron axonogenesis. The coding region runs from base 583 to 3618 and encodes 1011 amino acids. The record is from RefSeq and is a predicted model, not a curated record. Lineage: Eukaryota; Metazoa; Chordata; Mammalia; Carnivora; Mustelidae.